This is a messenger RNA of Brassica oleracea var. oleracea, 1293 nucleotides long. RefSeq lists its product as uncharacterized. Lineage: Eukaryota; Viridiplantae; Streptophyta; Magnoliopsida; Brassicales; Brassicaceae. The record is from RefSeq and is a predicted model, not a curated record. The transcript has a single exon. Bases 1 to 1293 code for a protein of 430 amino acids.
AUGACGAUGGAAGAAGAAGAUGAUGAACCCUUCAUUAUGCCAGAUCUUCCGGAGUACUAUUCUACCGCAAGAAAUUGUCUCAGCCUCGUUGGUCGUCUUCUCAACCCCAGAGAGCAGAAGAUGUCUGGCCUCAUAAAGGAUAUGCCGAGAAAAUGGCAACUUUAUGAGAGAGUUCGAGGAAUUGCUUUAUCCAAAGAUAGGUUCCAGUUUAUUUUCAAGUAUGAGCAAGACCUAGUGAACAUCUUGGAGAGAGGAGUUCAUUCUUUCAAUCAAUGGUCUCUGGCGACCGAAAGAUGGGUAGCUAAACCUCCUCCUGACUAUCUACAGUUCAUUGAGGUAUGGGUUCGGAUGCGGAACAUACCGGUUAAUCACUACACUUCCAAAGCCCUCACUGCUCUAGGAGAUUUUGCCGGUAUGGUGAUAGUAGUGGCCUUUGAUCCAGACAAACCUCAGACCACUGAUUAUGUCAGAGUGAAGGUCAGAUUUGAUCUCACAAAACCUCUCAGAAGAGCAAAGAAAGUGACUUUGCCUGGAGGAGAAGUCGUAAGCAUCCUUUACGACUACGAGCGUAUUCAAAAGCGAUGCUACACUUGCCAACGACUGACGCAUGAUCAAGACCACUGUCCUUUUGAUAGAAAAAAGGCGUCUCAGUCUGAAGAUGUGGAGACUUCUGUUACUCAGAGAAUCGCAUUAUCUCCGGCUCCGAUAAUCAAAGAAUCAGACCCUCUUUUCGGUGUGAUAAAGAAAAGCCAAGUAGGAGUUAACCCGGCUACGGGGAGACUGAAAAUUGCUGAAGAAGUUAUGGAAGGAAUGCGUCAAUAUCUUCUUACAGCAAAUGGUCCAGAACAGAUGGCAAGGAAAGAAAGAAUCAUAAACUCCCUAAAGGAUUUGGAGCAUGAUCCUUUGGGACAGAAAGCCGUGCUUAGGUUGGAGCCAGCCCCUAUCUUCACUACUAAGCUGGAUAAGGGUAAGGGCGUGGUGUUUGAUUUUAAAGAUCAGAAAAAGCACACUGAGAUUCAAGAAAGGACUGAACACGAUAAGCUGAUGGGUGGAGCGAUUCGAGCUGGAAGAGCAAUGUCAUUGGUUGGAAGGUUAGAAUCGAUACAAUCAGAGCAAAUGGUGCAUGAACAUGUCGCCUUAGCCAGCUUCUCUCAGUAUAGUUCAACGGGUUAUAGUAUCGGGUUCUUUGAAUCCGGUACUUCCGGGACUAAAAAGAGAAAGGCUAAACAGAGAAGAAGACCUGGAACGUUCAAGAGAAAGCUCAAUGGAAAGGGGACAAUCAAAGGUCCGUAA